Bufo bufo (common toad) is the source of this 6139-nucleotide messenger RNA. RefSeq names its product programmed cell death 11 (gene PDCD11). The record is from RefSeq and is a predicted model, not a curated record. Gene Ontology annotation, molecular function: protein binding; RNA binding. The transcript has 36 exons. Gene Ontology annotation, biological process: rRNA processing. Bases 147 to 5495 code for a protein of 1782 amino acids. Gene Ontology annotation, cellular component: nucleus; small-subunit processome; nucleolus. Lineage: Eukaryota; Metazoa; Chordata; Amphibia; Anura; Bufonidae.
GAGGAAGGUCCUAGUGCUUCCGGGUUAUCUGCUCGGUUGCUACACGUGGGUAUGAUGGCUGCAUGUUUCUGCAAGGAAGCCAGGCUGUGACAAGAGGCGAGGAACUUCUGCGUGUGUGAUCUGUGCUGCAGCCGACAUACACCAAAAUGGAAUCUAUGGAAGACAGCUUCCCCCGUGGAGGCGUACAGAAGAAAUCAGAUAGAGCUGGCGUUCCGAAGAGACCUCGAGAAGAUGACAACCUCUUUUCUACACAUGAAGAUGUAGACGAAGUGAAGAAGAAAAAGACGAAAGUAUUAAGUGAGAAACCAAAGACUUUAAAGCCCCAGAAGAGUGCUGCAGUAAAAGACGAGGGCAUAGAGCUACUGAAUUACAAGAGCCUUCAGAAUGGCAUGUUGUUCCUGGGUUGUGUGAAAGAAGCAAAAGACUUUGAGUUGGCGGUAAACUUGCCUUACGGUUUCACCGGCUACGUCCAGGCAACUAAUGUUUGUGAGGCCUACACCAGAUUGCUUAAUGAGCAGGUUGAAAAAGAUGAACCACUGGAGGCUCUGUCACCGCUCUCGGUCCUGUACUCACCAGGGAUGCUGGUUAGAUGCGUGGUUAGUAGCCUGGAGACCACGUCUGGUGGCUACCACAGCAUCAAAUUGUCUCUGAACCCCAAACUGGUCAAUGCAGAUCUCAUGUCGGCGUCUCUGCAAAUGGGCAUGUUUCUCUGCGGCUGUGUGUCCAGCAUUGAAGAUCACGGAUAUCUCAUAGAUGUAGGGAUUGGAGGAACUAAAGCUUUCUUGCCUCGUCAGAAGGCCCAAGUGUACCUAAAUCAGACAAGUACAGCUGCAUCUCUGCGGGUCGGUCAGUAUUUAAACUGUGUGAUUGAUGAAGUAAAGAACGAUGGCCGAAUUAUACGCCUGUCCAUCACGCAGUCUGAUGUGGCAGCAGCUAUUGCCACGGAGGAGCAGAAGUGGACCCUGAAUAAUCUUCUGCCAGGUCUGGUGGUAAAAGCUCAGAUUCAGAAGAUCCUAACUGACCGAGUCAUCUUAUCCUUCCUGUCAUCCUACACUGGGGUUGUGGAUUUCUUGCACUUGGAGUCCAAGAAAGUCAGUUCUUACAAGGAAGAUCAGACAGUGAAAGCCUGUAUCUUAUGGAUUGACAGAUCUUCCAAGACCAUCAGACUGACCCUCCACAAGUGCUUCUUGCAGCCCGGGGGCUCUGUGAAGCAGCUGAGCAGUGACUGGAUCGGUACUUUAUACGAGAGCUGCACCGUGAAAUCAUUGCAUAAGAGUGCGGGCGCUGUCUUUCAGAUAGAUGGAAAAGAACUUGGUUUUGCAUUUAAGAAAAACCUUGGUUUUUCAAAGUCAAAACCUCUGAAUACGUUCAAGGAAGGAACAGUCCAUAAGGGGCGAGUUGUGGGCUUUAGCCCUAUGGAUGAGAUACUUCUGCUGUCUUUCAAAGCAGAUGUUAUUGGUAACUUUUAUUUGAGGCUUGAAGAUGUGCAGGUUGGACACAUUCUGGAGGGUACUGUAAAUAGUCUAACACCGGUAGGAAUGGUAGUGGAUAUCACCAAGCGCCUUAAUGGCCUUGUACCUACGCUUCACCUAGCCGAUGUCACCCUGCACCAACCAGAGAAGAAAUACACUCCUGGGAGCAAGAUCAAGUGCAGGGUUCUAAGUGUGGAUCCAUCAGCCAAGAAAUUGAUCUUGACCAGGAAAAAAAUUAUGAUCAACUCACCGUUGCCUAUCCUGACCACCUACCACGAGGCUACACCUGGUCUGGUCACUCAUGGCUUUAUUUGGACAAUAAAAGAUUUUGGGUGCAUUGUCAAGUUUUACAACAAUGUUCAAGGGCUGGCGCCGGUUCGGGAGCUGAGCUCUGCAUUCAUUUCCUCACCAGAAGAAGUUUUCUAUAAAGGACAGGUGGUUAAAGUAAGAGUAUUGGAGUGUAAUCCUGAGAAAGAGACUCUUCUGCUGUCCUUCAAGAUCUUAUCCGAAGAGGAGACUGCAGUCAAGAAAACCAAGUCUUCCAAAACCUGUGCAUAUGGGAAGAUUGUUGAUGUGAGAAUUGUAAGUAAGGCAGAUGAGGGGCUCGAUGUGCUGAUUCUGCCUGAGGAAAGUCCUGCGUUUCUUCCUAAGGCUCAUCUUUCUGAUCACAUCGCCAUUAGUGAGCUCUUGUGGCACAGUUUGAAGGAGGGUGAUCCCCUCGCUGGAGUAAUGGUCCUGAGCCUGUCCAAAGGCAGAACGAUACUAACCAGAAAAGCUGCCCUGAUCUCCUUCAUGGAAAAGGAGCCGGUUGUCAAUAACGUCUCUAAAGUGACGGUUGGGAUGGUGUUCACCGGAUUUGUGAAAAAUAUAAUGCCGUAUGGUAUCUUUGUGGAGUUCCCAUAUGGAUUUGUUGGUCUGGCUCCCAAAUCGAAAAUCAGUGACAAGUUUGUGACGAACAUCAAUGACCAUUUUGCGCUGGGGCAGACUGUGGUUGCAAAAGUGACAAAUAUAGACGAGAAGACGAGACGCAUCCUGGUAACCCUGAAGAUGUCCCAGUGUGCCCCUGACGACCGCUCGGCCGAGAGCUUUUCACGUCUGAGCCAGUGCUUCAGAGAAGUCCAGCUCUCGAGGAGUCUUCUUAGCAGAGAUGAGCAUCUGGAGGAUGGUGAGAGCAUUUACUCAUUAGUCCCAGGGAAGAAGCUGACCCUCGUAGUUGAGGAGGUGAAGGAAGAUGGUUCAGUCCUGUUUGGCGUCAGUCGGAUCUCUGGUGCUCAGAAAAUAUCUGCAGCUCAACAUCAGGAGAAAGCAAAAACUUUGGUCACAGGACAGAAGGCAAAGGUUGUGGUGCUACAUGUCGAUCUCCUGAAGUCCCAUAUUCACGUCUCUGUGGAUGAGACUCUUCUGAGAAAACCUAAAGACACAGUUGUUGAAGGCACAACGCAUUCUGCUGUGGUACAGCACGUGGCCGAAGAAUUUACAGUUGUGUCCUUGGAAGACACGGCUCAUCUUGCAGCUAUCCCACUCACAAGUCACUAUAAUGACACUUACCGAUUUGACUCAGAAAAGUUACUAUUUGGAGAGAAAAUCUUGGUGACAGUGAAGAGUUCCAGUACUGAUGAAUAUGGCCUCCUCCUAGCAGUCCAACAUACCACUGGAGAGGAGGAAAAGCUCCACAAAGCCACUAUGGCCCCUGUGAAAAAGAAGCCAAUGAUUGGGGAAGUGGUCACGGGGACGGUAAAAAGUGUGAAGCCCACUAGUGUAAUGGUUUCUGUAACUGAUAAACUAGUUGGGGCGAUCCAUGCCUCCCAAAUAUUGGAAGAAGUGCCGGACGGGGUCCUCCCUACAUCCAAGCUGAGGAUUAAGCAAAAUGUAACCUGUCGGGUAAUAGGAGGGCGAGAUGUGAAGACACACAGAUUCCUCCCAAUUACUCACCCACAUUUGAUGAAGUCCAUUCUGGAGCUCAGUAUGCUCCCGAGUCUGAUGGACACCAACGAGAAGAUUCCAAAUCUCAGAUCUGUGUUGCCUGGGGAGAAGGUGACCUGCUUUGUGGUCAAGUACAAGAAGCAGGAAAAGCAUCUCGAGGUGGAGAUCACUCCUGCCAUCCAUGGGCGAGUUGAACUCCUUCUGCUCUCUAAGUCAAGCAAGGUAUUGAAGCGGCCUGAAAAGUAUUUCAAGCAAGGGCAGGCAGUCUCGGCUACUGUGGUUGGAACAGGCUUUUCCCCAAGAGCACUCCCUCUGUCGCUGACAGACACGCACGCCCUGACAGAAGGUUGUGUGACCACUGGCUGCGUGAAAAGCAUAAGCCCAAACUCUGGUUUAGAAAUAUCAUUGCCCUUUAAAAAGACCGGAAAAGCCAGCCUCUCCCAUUUGGGCGACUGCUAUGCUGAGAGUCCUGUGAAGAACUUUACCGUCGGGAUGUUUGUCAGGUGCUGCAUACUCUCUGUGGAGAAGACCAUUGAGGUGUCCCUUAGGAAGUCUCGGACAUGUCCAGAGUCUGCGAAUGAAGUGACGGAUAAAGAAAUCGCCUCCAUAGACAACCUGGAGGCAGGACAGUUGGUGUCAGUUUUUGUUGGAGCGGUUACAGAAAAGGGGAUCUUCUUCCGGUUAUCGAGCUCCAUUGUCGGCCGUGUUGAGUUUAGGCAUGCUAGUAAUUACUUUAUUGAAGACCCUAAAACAUACUCUACAUAUAUCCCUGAAGGAACCCUGCUUACAGCCAAAAUUCUGUCAAUUAACAGAAAAAAGCAGCGCUUGGAGCUCUCCCUUCUCUCUAAGGAUACGGGAAAACCAGAUGUCAUUCCAAAGUCGGAAAGUUUCACCUUGAGGAAUAAAAUGCUUUCUAAGAGGAGGAGAUCAGAUUCUGAAAGUGAAGACCAGGUCACUAAAAAGAAGCAGAAGAAGAAAACACAAGAAGAGCCUCAAGAUGACGAGGACAGCGGUGUGGAGGUUUACUGCAGAGAGAAUGAAACCGAAACCGAAAAAACUAACAAAAAAAACACGGCUGAUGGUAAGCCUCCUGCCCCACGACUCCAAGUGUCUUCUGGAUUCUCCUGGAAUGUCGACUUAAAUAACCUCAAAACUUCUAUAGCUGGUGGAAACCAGAGCAGUUCAGACAGUGAAGAUGAUGAUGAAGAGCAAACCAAGACUAAGAAGACCAAAAAAAAUAAGCAGAAAACAGAAACUAAGAAGGAAGCCGCUGGUUCAAAUAGAAAGCCGCAAUCAGUGCAGGAGUUUGAGCGCCUUGUCAUAAGCUCUCCGAACGUCUCUGCAAACUGGAUCCAGUACAUGGAUUUCCACCUUCAGGCGACUGAGCUUGAGCAAGCACGAGCUGUGGCCGAAAGAGCCCUCCAGACCAUUUACUUCCGAGAGGAGCAAGAAAAGCUGAAUGUUUGGGUUGCAAUGCUGAACAUGGAGAAUACCUUUGGGACAGAGGAAACCCUACAGAAGGUUUUCGAACGAGCCAUUCAGUACAAUGACCCUUUGAAAGCCUUUCAGAAUUUGGUGGACAUUUACUUGAAGUCGGAGAAGUUAAAGGAAGCCGAGGACCUGUUUAACACCAUGGUGAAGCGUUUCCGCCAGGAGAAGUCUGUAUGGUGGAAAUAUGCCACGUUUCUCCUGAAACGAGGCCAGUCCGAGGCCACGCACAGGUUGCUGCAGCGAGCACUGAAGUGUGUUCCAGAUAAAGAACAUGUUGAUCUGAUUUCAAAGUUUGCUCAGUUGGAAUUCCGCAUGGGCGACGCUGUACGAGCCAAGGCCUUGUUUGAGAGCACAUUGAGCAGCUACCCGAAACGCACAGAUCUCUGGUCUGUUUACAUCGACAUGAUGGUGAAACAUGGCAGCCAGAAGGAAGUCCGGGAUAUUUUUGAGCGAGUCAUUCAUCUGAGUUUGGCACCAAAGAGAAUAAAGUUCUUCUUCAAGCGCUACCUAGAAUAUGAAAAGAAGCACGGCAACGAGAAGACCGUUCAGGCCGUGAAAGAGAAGGCCCUAAAAUAUGUAGAAACUAAAGGGUCCAUCACCACAACAUAGAGCCGGCACGCCUCUGGGGGACUUGUAUUAGUGACUUUGUACAGAUGUGGGAAAACUCCAGAUCCCUGUCGCCCCUGAGACUUGUUUGUGUGGUUGUGUAAAUCACAUGCUCCCUUAUGUAACGACUCUCCGCGGGGAUUAUAAUUCGAUUCAGAUGCUCUACACCGAGAUCUUUGAAAAAAAAAAAAAAAAAAAAAACUAAGACUGAACAUGGACAUCUUUCCGUUUUCAAUGUUCAUUUUAUUGUAUUCAGAGGGGUUUUGUACACAAUUGAUGAAAUUAGGUAAAAAGAUUUGAUAAAGGCCGCUCUGGACAUUUGUAAUGUGUAGUCCUGAGAAGUAGUUCAUUACACAAGGAUCUGCCGUGGGACGUUUCACAAUGACUGAUGGUGGCACAUUCACUACCUCUGACCAGUGAUCUCCAACCUGCUCUUUAACUAUGGGGAAAAUAUAACUCCCAGCAUGCAGUCCACGGUAUGGUCUAAUUUCAGCUUGUAAUGUAAAGGAAUAAUGGCGGCUCGCUUCCACCUACGCCGGUCCUCCGAGUACACAGCCUGAAAAUUCUACAAUAAAAUAAGGUUGGUACUCGAGGUGAAGAGUAUUAAAAUGAUUUGAUUAUUCCAGUGGUAAAUAAAAUACCAACAU